UGAAGUUAGUGACUCUCAUAACCUCAAACCAAAACAGUCGGGCUUCAAGCCCCUGAUGAUUGUUGCGAGGGUUCAGACAAUUAAAGUGAAUAAUCAAAAAUGAAAAUCACCAGGCAUAAAAAAGUGCACAAGUACCUGAACUUCUACGUCAACAAUUAUAAAUUUCGGACGCCAUUUCAAGUGCUGAUUGAUGGAACGUUUUGUUUUGCUGCUCUUAAGGAAAAAGUUGAUAUUCAAGAUCAAUUGCCAAAGUAUUUUCAACAAGAAACGAAACUCCUGACGACCCCAUGUGUCAUCAUGGAGACCGAGAGUUUGGGGCCCCAGACAUAUGGGGCCAUGCUAAUUGCUAAGAAAUUUGCUGUGCACAAGUGCAGCCACGAGAAGCAUCCAACGACUGGCUCCAAGUGCCUGAGGUCUAUGAUAAAAAAUAAUAAUCCGUCCAGAUACAUAAUAGCAACACAAGACCGAGAUCUUCAAGAGAAGGUUCGGAAUAGGGCGGGGGUCCCCCUGCUUUAUCUCCAUGGAAAGGUCCCCACACUGGAUCCCCCAUCCCAGGCCAGCAAGAACGAGGCACAGCAUCAGCUCGAUAAAGUUGAUCUGAACGUUCACCAGAGAGAGACCUUGGCGGAGCUGAAACAGAGCUCAGGCCUCGCCACCGAAGAGGAAACAAAAAUGAAAAAGAAGAAGAGAAAAGGGGGACCCAACCCCCUCAGCUGCAAGAAGAAGCAGAAGAAGACUUCGGUGAAUAACACGAAAACAUCUGGAAAAGUGCGGAAGAGGAGAAAAGCAAAAAUUCCAUCACAUGUUAAAGAAAUGUUGAAGACUUCACAGAAUAGUAACCAAUAAAUUUAGGAAA
Molecule: messenger RNA, 856 nt
Organism: Diachasmimorpha longicaudata
Lineage: Eukaryota; Metazoa; Arthropoda; Insecta; Hymenoptera; Braconidae
Product: rRNA-processing protein UTP23 homolog
Exons: 3
Coding region: 100-846 (248 amino acids)
Cellular component (GO): nucleolus; small-subunit processome
Molecular function (GO): small ribosomal subunit rRNA binding
Source: RefSeq, a predicted model, not a curated record